AAUGGCUCGUUCACCACAAUUCGCAAGCAACGUCCGUGCAAGUAGUGCUCCAUUAUUCUAGCAAAGAAGGCAAGCAGAAUUCAUCCGCUUAAGGAUCAGAACCAGAUCGAUCAGUUCGAUAUAUCGAUCGACAAUGGUUGUUGCAUCAGCAGCAUCGCCGUGCGAGUCCAGUGCGUUGUUCGCGACGUUCGACCACGACGGCGACGGCAGGAUCUCCGCGGCGGAGCUGCGGCUGUGCAUGAAGACGACGCUCGGGGAGGAGGUGUCGGACGAGGAGGCGGGGCAGCUGGUGGCGUCGGUGGACGCGGACGGCGACGGGCUGCUGUGCGAGGCGGAGUUCGUGCGGCUGGUGCAGGCGGCGGAGGUGGAGGAGGAAGACGAGCGGCGGGGCACCGGCCUCCGGGAGGCGUUCGGCAUGUACGAGAUGGAAGGGGAAGGGUGCAUCACGCCGACGAGCCUCAGGCGGAUGCUGCGCCGGCUGGGCUCCGACCAGGACAUCGACGACUGCCGCGCCAUGAUCUGCAGGUUCGAUCUCAACGGCGACGGCGUCCUCAGCUUCGACGAGUUCAAGAUCAUGAUGAACGCCUAAACCAGCUGCUAUCUGCUGAUCCCUCCGCUAGCUCCAUCAGAGCGCGCGCAUCCAUCGAUCUGCAGUACAAGUAGUGUUCUUGCAGCGUGUCGUGUAUAUACACAUAGGUGCUGUAAAUCAUGCUCAGUUCACUUGAUUGGUUUAGGUGUUUAUACAUCAUUCAUUUCAUUUGUUAAUAAUGGGAUUUAUACAUAGUAAAUUCAUUUCAUUUGUUGAUGGAUCUGUAAAUGCUUCAUGGAUUUAUUAAGGAAGAUGAUUUGUAAA
Messenger RNA from Oryza sativa Japonica Group (Japanese rice), 853 nucleotides. Lineage: Eukaryota; Viridiplantae; Streptophyta; Magnoliopsida; Poales; Poaceae. The record is from RefSeq and is a predicted model, not a curated record.